AUGGCAAGGAUCAAAGGCAAUGCCAACAGAUGGUGGCUCUCUGGACCCUGGAGGGGGGUCCUGAGAGACCUGCUGCUGAACGAAAGUGACAAGCGCCCCUUCAUCGAGGAGGCUGAGCGGCUCCGUAUGCAGCACAAGAAGGACCACCCGGACUACAAGUACCAACCCAGGCGGCGGAAGAACGGGAAGGCCGCCCAAGGCGAGGCAGAGUGUCCCGGUGGGGAGGCGGAGCAAGGUGGGACCGCCGCCAUCCAGGCCCACUACAAGAGUGCCCACUUGGACCACCGGCACCCAGGAGAGGGCUCCCCCAUGUCAGAUGGGAACCCCGAGCACCCCUCAGGCCAGAGCCAUGGCCCACCCACCCCUCCAACCACCCCAAAGACAGAGCUGCAGUCGGGCAAGGCAGACCCGAAGCGGGACGGGCGCUCCAUGGGGGAGGGCGGGAAGCCUCACAUCGAUUUCGGCAACGUGGACAUCGGUGAGAUCAGCCACGAGGUAAUGUCCAACAUGGAGACCUUUGAUGUGGCUGAGUUGGACCAGUACCUGCCGCCCAAUGGGCACCCAGGCCACGUGGGCAGCUACUCAGCAGCUGGCUAUGGGCUGGGCAGCGCCCUGGCUGUGGCCAGUGGACACUCCGCCUGGAUCUCCAAGCCACCAGGCGUGGCUCUGCCCACGGUCUCACCACCUGGUGUGGAUGCCAAAGCCCAGGUGAAGACAGAGACCGCGGGGCCCCAGGGGCCCCCGCACUACACCGACCAGCCAUCCACCUCACAGAUCGCCUACACCUCCCUCAGCCUGCCCCACUACGGCUCAGCCUUCCCCUCCAUCUCCCGCCCCCAGUUUGACUACUCUGACCAUCAGCCCUCAGGACCCUAUUACGGCCAUUCGAGCCAGGCCUCUGGCCUCUACUCGGCUUUCUCCUAUAUGGGGCCCUCACAGCGGCCCCUCUACACGGCCAUCUCUGACCCCAGCCCCUCAGGGCCCCAGUCCCACAGCCCCACACACUGGGAGCAGCCAGUAUAUACGACACUGUCCCGACCCUAAAGGGGGCCCUGUCGCCACCACCCCCCGCCCAGCCCCUGCCCCCAGCCUGUGUGCCCUGUUCCUCGCCCAUCUCAGGCCUGGCGGUGGCAGUGGAGGAGGCUGAGGAGGCUGAAGAGGCUGACGGGUCAGGGGGCUUUCUGUCUGGCUCACUGCCCUGAUGACCCGCCCGCCCCAUCCAGGCUCCAGCAGCAAAGCCCCAGGCGAACAGGCUGGACAGAGGAGAAGGAGGUUGACUGUUGCUCCCACACUGAAAGAUGAGGGGCUGCACCUUCCCCCAGGAAUGACCCUCUAUCCCAGGACCUGAGAAGGACCUGCUCACCCUCCUUGGGGAGGGGAAGCACCAGGGUUGGUGGCAUCGGAGGCCUUACCACUCCUAUGACUCCUGUUUCCUCUCUCACAGAGUGUGAAGGUCUGACAUGCCCAUGCCACCUGUGCCACAGUGCCUUAGGGCUAGGCCCCCAGAGACUGUGUCCGGAGCUGGCCGUGUCUCCCACUCAGGGGCUGAGAGUAGCUUUGAGGAGCCUCAUGGGGAGUGGGGGGUUCGAGGGACUUAGUGGAGUUCUCAUCCCUUCAAUGUCCCCUCCCCUUCCGAAGGCAGGAAGGAGUUGGCACAGAGGCCCCCAGACCCAAUUCUGUGCCAGUAACCUCAUUCUUUGUCUAAUCGAGAAAGAGCCCCCAGUCCUCCUCCACUACAACCUCUGUGACCUUGAGGCGCAUCCCAGGAGGUGAGGAGGCAGGGGCUCCAGGAAAGGAAUCAGAGACAAUUCACAGAGCCUUCCUCCCUGGGCUCCUUGCCAGCUCCCUCUUCCCUUACUAGGCUCUACGUCCCCUGCUCUGUCAGCCCCACUCCUUGGGCUUCCCAGAGAGUGACAGCUGCUCAGGCCUGAACCCUUGGCUCCAGGAGACACAGGGCCCAGCACCCAGGUUGCUGGCAGCAGGCUGAAGACACUAGAAUCCUGACCUGUACAUUCUGCCCUUGCCUCUUGCCCCUUGCCUCCCAGUGGUAUCUGAAUAAAGUAUGUAGCUCUAUCUGCCCCCCAUUUUCCUGUUCUGCAGCCCCCCAAAUCCACAUGUAACUCAUUACUGUCUCCUGUUAUUUAUCUCAGUAGUCCCCUCUCCUAGCCACUCUAGCACCUAUUAACUCUGCAUUAAGCAUUCCACAUAAUAAAAUUAAAGGUUCCGGUUACCUGCUUGGUGAGCCUGA
This is a messenger RNA of Mandrillus leucophaeus (drill), 2248 nucleotides long. RefSeq names its product SRY (sex determining region Y)-box 10 (gene SOX10). Bases 1 to 1044 code for a protein of 347 amino acids. Gene Ontology annotation, molecular function: RNA polymerase II cis-regulatory region sequence-specific DNA binding; DNA-binding transcription factor activity, RNA polymerase II-specific. The record is from RefSeq and is a predicted model, not a curated record. NCBI's taxonomy places the organism in Eukaryota, Metazoa, Chordata, Mammalia, Primates, Cercopithecidae. Gene Ontology annotation, cellular component: nucleus. The transcript is spliced from 3 exons. Gene Ontology annotation, biological process: negative regulation of transcription by RNA polymerase II; peripheral nervous system development; enteric nervous system development.